AACGAUUAUGGUUAAAAUAAAUUACACUGCUGCCAUUCUUGGGGCAUUGAAGAAGGAGGAAAUACUUAAGAUUGGCUUAAAAGAAGCUGAUCAAGACAUCUUCGAGCGUAUUAUUGAGAAUAUAAAUACUCAAUUAUCAGCAACUGCAGCGUUAAUAGCAGAAAAAAAACAGCCGACGGCCAGUUGUUACUACCGGCGACGCGAAAAAAACCGCCAGCGGCAAGAAGAAAACCUUCGGCGGCAGGAAGAAAACCGCCGUCGGCAGGAAGAAAGCCUCCGGCGGCAGAAUGAAAACCGCCGUCGACAGGAAGAAAACCGUCGUCGGCAGAAAGAAAACAAUGAAAAAAAACGUAAUUCGUUUAAUGAUAACGAAACAAAUGACGAAUCAAGCACAUUAGUGCCGAUAAGUGUAUUAAAUACGUUAGAUACCCCCCUCUUACAAACAUAUGAAGAGUCAAGCACAUUAGUGCCGAUAAACGUAGUAAAUACGUUAGAUACUUCCCUCUUAGAUAGAACCACAGGUAGUGAUAGGGACCUUGAUUUGAAUAUGUCAAAAACAAGCCUUAAUAGCACUUCUAAUGUUGCUCUACUAAGAGCUAUAAAAUUCAAAAACUCCACCAAAAAUUUAAAUAGAGAUGUAGUUAUGGGUUAG
This is a messenger RNA of Teleopsis dalmanni, 652 nucleotides long. Its product is annotated as GRB10-interacting GYF protein 2-like. Bases 8 to 652 code for a protein of 214 amino acids. NCBI's taxonomy places the organism in Eukaryota, Metazoa, Arthropoda, Insecta, Diptera, Diopsidae. The record is from RefSeq and is a predicted model, not a curated record. The transcript is spliced from 3 exons.